GCUGAUUGUGAUAAGUUCGAAAACAGGUGUGGUGACGAGUUAUGUGACGCGGAUUCGGGCAAAAAUUCUUCUUCAAGGCUACUACUGUUAUCGAACUUUAUUCAUUAUAAUUUUUUUGCUACAAAUAUAAGAGUUUAGCUCGGUGGGAAGAUGUGUUGUAGGUCAGUUUGUGGGAUACUUUUUUUCUUAAAUCUCCCAUGGUCACCCGUUUAAAAGGUGAAUGGAAUGGAAUGGAAAUUUUAGCUGGCCAGCGGGUGUUUCUCCCGAACGAGGCUAAAUAUACAUUAUCGUCCGAAGCAGACAGAUAGAACGUCUAAAGAGCGUCUCCGGGAUAAACGUUGAUCUUCACAUACGACGAACUAAACUAAUGAAUUAAAAGUUUGUAUGAUAAUCUAUAUUUAUUUCGUACUAUAGGCGACCUUUCAUUCCGAUCUGUCAGCGGAAAAACAAGAUUCCUUCGAAACAUCAGCGGAGCAGUUGGUAAGCACAUCCUUGUACUAUUGACAUCUAGUGAGGGGGCUAAAUAAAUGAGAAUACAAUUGAAUACAAUGACAAUACAGUUAUUGUAGAAAGGCAACGCAGUGAUUUCUUCACGUAGCUCAGAUACAUGAGGGACUUUAAGAUCCAAAGACGCGAAGGCAACGAGAACGUCGCUUAAAAAGUGAAUUUGCGUUCUUUCAGUCUUAAUCGCAAUUAUUCCUACCCAAUUACUUUGUCAAAUGUAGGCGAACCCUCCUGGAGUUGAAUUCCAAUGGACCAUUUCCAAGUUAAGAAAGAGAAAUAAAAUUUUGUCGUUGCUUGUUUAUAUAAUCCAUAAAACGCGAGAUUAGGCAAUUUCACGUCGUAGUCGGGCAAAAACGGCAAAGAAAUGUACCAAUAAGUGUGAUGCACGUGCAAAGUUAUUGUUUUGCUUAUAAAACCUAUUGUUUUUUUACGUUCUCGUUGCCGUCCGCGUCGUUGGAUCUUAAAGUACCUAUUGCUACGCAAAACAUACUUAUGACAGUAUGUCAAUCGUGCCUCUGACCUCAAGGCAAAACAAAGAAAGACAGGAAAAAAAAAAAUGAAAACAAGAAUUCAUAGCAACGUGGAAUUAGUUUCAGUAGAAAGAUAAUAAUGAUUCUUGAAUUGUCUUUGCAGAUAUCCGAGGUUAGCCACGGCAGUGUAUCUGUUGUUUUUCCUCUCGAUGAUAAAACGUCCUCCACGGUAAGGUAUCUUAUAAUACGUUUCUCAUCUGUUUUUAGUGUUCAUAUUGCCAUUCAGUCUCAUCUGCCAUUUUUUUAAAUAUAGUUUUUUGACCCCUGUUAACGGGAGAAUGUUUUUUAGCAUGGGCGCAUCUGUAGGCGGAAAACGCUACUGUCGGGUGGACGCUAAUACUAGGCGGAAAUCCCUCACUUCUACUGUAUGGGAACUUUGCUUUAAGACAGGAACACCAUGUAUUGGACACUACUGUAAGGUAGCCUUGUUAAGUGGACACCCAUCAAGGUCGAGCAGACAGCCCCUUAAUGUGGAUACACUGUAAGAUAUAUAGACACCACUCUAAUCCGAGGUACCCUCCAGCAAAGGCUCUUCUGUGAGUCGACACCCUUGUAGGCUGGUUGCCUCCGUGAGCCAUUGUAAGGUGGACAGCACUGUAAGCGAACGGACAAAGAAACAACGACGGCGACGGCUAGGAAAACCUGACUUAAGAAGUGAAUUCGCGCUGCUUCAAACUUAAUCGCGCUCAUUCCAUCUCGUUUAAUUCGUCAAAUGUUGGCAAUUUUUUUUGGAAUUGAAUUCUAAGGGACUGCAUCAAAGUUCAGGAAAAGAAAAAUAACGUUGUUGUCUUGUGUUCCCGUCCUCGACAAAACAUGAAAUUACUACGGGCAGUUUCACGUUGUAGUCGUGCAACAACGGCAGGGAAAUGUACAAAAAAGCGUGAUGCACGUGCAAAGUUGUUGUUUUGCUAAUAUAAACCUGUUGCUUUGUCGCCGUUCUCAUUGCCGUCGCCGUAGUCGUUACUUAAGCUCCCUGCCCGUUCGAAAAUGUGUGCAGUUGUAUAAUUGGUGUUCGGCUUGAUUAAAUCAUUUACCACUCGCAAAACAUGUGUUGGGAGGAGCCACCUGCAGUUUUUAAAGCACAGUUUCUGACAGGACAUUUAUUCGACGGAAAAAACGCAAAAUAAUUGUAAAGCAGACACAUCCACUCCUCUGUAUGAAAGGGCUAACCUUGGUGGCUGUCUGUUACUAACCAUUAACUAUGAUGCUUUUUUUUUGCUUCAGGUUUGCGUACCAGCAUCUGUGAUGCAGUUUACUCAAGAAAUCUCACGAAAAUGCAAUCGUUGUCAUGUGAAAGAUCUUAGGUUGAUAAUUGUUAGAUUUUCAAACUGCAGAAAGAACUUCACUGAAUUCAAGGUUGGUUAAGGUGUCCUUAGAACCCAGGCCCCGCAUAGUGAUGGUCACCCUCGAUAUGUAGUUUAAAAUUUGCUUACCUGGAAGAGGCAUGUUUAGUUUAACUGAUAACAAAAGUUGUCUUUUACAUGUAUAACUGGAGAAAUCUAGGAUAUUAGUUGUUUAAGGUUAUUUAUCUAUUUAUUAAGUUAUUAUUAUUAUUAUUAAGUAAUUUAUUCUCGCGCAUUUUCAAAUUACUGUUCCACCCCCAAAAAGCAAAAGCUAAUCAAGUUCGGCAGAGAUUCCUUAUUAUUUGUAGGAGAUCCUUGUUAAUAUUAUUUUACUCAAGCCAAUUCACAGACUCGCUUACUUGAUCCAUCGUGUAGCUUAGUGCCGCAUCAAUAGUAUGCAUGCAUCCCAAACUAUAUGGAUCCUCGUUUACGCUGUGCUCGUCUCUACGAUUCUGUAAAGCUGCAAUUCAUAGGAAUUGCCGUGGGGUUCGGAAAUGCUGGGUGGUAUCGGCUUUCCAAUCUUGUGUGUGUGUGUUUACUUAUAAACUCAUCUUUUUUCUAGUUAACUAAAGUUGAACAAGUUUUUCACUUUGUUUUACGAAACAUUUAUUUUUUGUCACUCGACAGCUUGCUAUAGAGGAAAUGAAGUCACGUGUUCAUGAACAGGGUGUUAUUUGUUUUGGUGUAUUUGUCAGCCUAGCCCUCAAUAAUCAAAAGGUACAGUACAUUAUUCAUUUUACCUCUUCGUAGUGAACUUCACAGGAAUAUUUAACAAUUACAUAGUCUAACAACUUCGAUUUUGUCGUUUCUAACUAGAGUGAAAAUUUAUAAUAGAAUUACCGGCCCUAAGAGAGUGUUACCACAUGCAUUUGAACUCAAACCAUGAAAACCUAACGGUGACUUCCUAAUGCCCACUGCUUCGUAGAGUUAACCAACUACGCGAACGACUUCGUUUACAAAAAUUAACUUUCGUGUUUGGUGGGGUCGAAUCCCAUGUUGUAACCACUGAAAGCUAUCUUGUAUUUCAACAGGAAAAUCCUGACAAUUCAAAGCUGGCGGAAAAGGCAGCCGAAUUAACCAUCGGAGCCUUACUGGAUGUGCCCCCAAUAUUUAAUGGACAAACGUUCGACGCAAUCACGUGA
Molecule: messenger RNA, 3519 nt
Organism: Porites lobata
Lineage: Eukaryota; Metazoa; Cnidaria; Anthozoa; Scleractinia; Poritidae
Source: the annotation of a GenBank genome assembly